UGGAAGAAGGGAUAGAGUUUACAACAAAGAGUGUGUCCUAUUCAUAUAGUGGUGACAUUCUUGAGUACAUGUCUGGGAUUGAUUUAUCUUGUAACAGGUUAACUGGGCAAAUCCCACUCGAAAUGGGAAAUUUAAGUGAAAUCCAUUCGUUAAACUUAUCCUACAAUAACUUGGUCGGAGUUAUACCUUUAUCAUUUUCACAACUUAAGCAAAUUGAGAGUUUGGACCUUUCUUACAACAACUUGAGUGGUAGAAUCCCAAUACAGUUGGUUGAGUUAAACUUUCUAGAGGUUUUCAGUGUGGCACACAACAACUUGUCAGGUAGUAUUCCAGAGCCAAAAGCUCAGUUUGGGACCUUUGAUGAAAGCAGCUACGAGGGAAACCCUCUUCUUUGUGGGCCUCCAUUGCAAAAUAACUGCUUUAAAACUGAGUCACCACCAACAGUACCUACUACAACAGACAAUGAAGGAGAAGGUAGUUUCAUGGACACAUAUGUUUUUUGUGUGAGCUUUCUGGUUUCAUAUGUAAUUGUUUUAUUGGGAAUUUUUGUUGUUCUAUACAUAAAUCCAUAUUGGCGACAAGCAUGGUUUUCUUUCAUUGAGAGUUGCAUCACUACCAGUCGCUACUCAAUUGUGGGCAAUUUUCUUGAGUUAUGCAUCUUCAGAAGAUGUGCCUAGGUAUUAUGGGAGCUCUUAUGAUUUGCCUUUUGUUUGAAUGUGGUGAAGAUUUGGAUAAAGUUGAUUUUGUUGUCAGAAGAAGUUUGGUGAUUUGAUCUUUUAAAUAGGGGAUUUCUUUUAGCUGACUGUUCUGUUAAAAUAGUUGUAGGAAGAGUUGUGGAUUUUGCACUUUGAACAGAGCUUUAUGUCUCUGUCGAAACUCUGUUUUUGGUAUUUGUUUUGUUUCGAAGGAAGCCUAUAGCUUUGUGUCUUAUUGAUUUUAUUUUCUACACAAAUAUUCAAUUCUCUAUUCUCCAUCAUCUACAAGUUAUUAUUAAUAUCUUUUCCAAGUUAUUAUUCAAAUUGGCAAAUUUUUCCUCAUUAGUUUUGACUUAGUUUUGAGCUUCUAGUAAAUGAUAUCUGGCAUAAAUUGUAGCGAAGGCAAAGAUUGCUGGCUAUGGCCUACCAAGAACAUUUCUAAAGUUGUAUUGGUUGGCUUCAUUUGUUUUAACCAGAUUUUAUAUCGAUCGUAAAAAGCUUUUUCAAUUUAUUUUCUUUGAUGCUUAAAAAAUUAGAUUUUAAACAAAAACAAUACUAAUUGUAUUAGUAAGAAUUUGAAUUUUAAAUGCAAUACAUCACAAUAAGUCAAUAAUUAAGAAUAUAUAAAAUUUUUUAAAAGAAAUUCUAU
Molecule: messenger RNA, 1344 nt
Organism: Durio zibethinus
Lineage: Eukaryota; Viridiplantae; Streptophyta; Magnoliopsida; Malvales; Malvaceae
Source: RefSeq, a predicted model, not a curated record